GACAAGGUGACAAUGGUCCAAGCUGCAGCCAAAGAGCUGGACUACUUCAACCCACAGACCGUACAGGACAGAGGGCAUCACAUCUGAGGAAGAGCCUGAAGGAGAAAGCCCCGCCUACUGCUUCCUCCCCCCAGCCAAUCAGGAUCCGGACCUGGAUUGCAAAAGAGAGCAACAACCUAUCAGAGGCUGAGAAGAAGAGGACGGAAGCAGCGGUAGAGCAGGCUGUGAGGACGGUCUCCUCUUUACUGUCAGUGAACAGAGUUGUCGGUCCGUUGCUGCUCAGCAGAGAUGUUAACAAAUACUGCAAGUUUCUCUGGAGGAAUUCAAGUACUGCCAACUACAACAGGUGUGGUCGAGCCAACAGCAACUACAGAACUGAGACCUGUCUGGAUGUGACAAUCCCAGACGAUCAUCUUGCUGGAUGUGAUAUUUACAUUCAUGCUGAUUCACCUCACAGGACUGAGCUCCGUCCUGGAGGUGCAGGACUCGCUGACACGGACUUCCUGCUGUACCUUCACAUGAAGUCCACUGACAAGUGCAGAGCAAAGCCUAAUAUUUUGGCCUACGCUGCUCACUGCCAGACAGAUGCACUUGGACGACCUGUGGCCGGGGUGGUGGUCAUCUGCAGGGACAGACUGAAAGGAGAAACGUUUAGUCACCAGUCAGCUGUACAGACUGUGAUCCAUGAGCUGUUUCAUGUGCUGGGUUUCUCUAAAGAGCUCUUCCACACCUGGCGAGACUGUUCCUCCAUGUCGCAAGCUGAGAGUGCCGACUGUUCUCCUCAAGGGAAAGUGACCUACUCUGACGGAUCCGGCCACAUGAGGAUUUACACCCCAUCUGUCAUCUCAGCCCUGCAGAAGCACCUGAACUCCACUGAUCCUGAGCUUGGGGGAUGGCUAGAGAACCUUGGUGUACUUCCUGGCAAAGUAUCCUCACACUGGGAGUCCAGGAUCUUUCAGGGCUCCAUCAUGGCAGCAGAGCUAGCGGACUCAUCCUCAGUCCGGAUCGACCCGGUAACCUUGGCUGCAUUACAGGACACGGGCUGGUACAAUGUAGACGUGAGCAGUGCACAGAGUCUGGUGUGGGGAGACGGAGAAGGGGCCAUGUUUGGAUCCCUGUCAACCUGUCAGAACAAAUCCUCAUCGUUUUUCUGCUCUGGCAGUGGGUUUGGGUGUCAUUACCUUCACCUCCACAAAGGGGAGUGCAAGACUGAUCAAUACCUGGAGGGAUGCAGAGUGUAUAAACCCCUCAAAAAUGGAAGUGAGUGCUGGAAAAAGGAAAACCCCAGGCGGUCAGCUGAAGCGGACUCGACUGGGGAGAUCUUUGGUUUUGACAGCCGAUGCUUCUUCUCCAGUCUGACCAGACAGAACCGGAGUCAGUUUCCUUCGUUCAUCAGCACAGUGGAGGGGCGCUGUUACAGACACAGGUGUACUGGACCAAACAGGUACCAAAUCCACGUGUCAGGCUCUGAGUGGGUGGAGUGUCCAGCAGGGGGAAGCAUUCAGAUUGAAGGAUACCAGGGUUCAGUUUCCUGUCCUGACAGGAGGUUGUGUCUGUACUCUGACAUCACUCCUCCUUCAGACGCCGUCGAUACAUUUCCUGCUUCCAUCAUCAGAGAUCCAUAUGGGACUUUAACUUCAGCCCAGACCUGGACCUGUUUGUCCUUCGGUGUCAAAACAUCUCUCAGCAUCACUGCUGCCGUGUGUCUCCUGGCUGCAGUUUUGGUGUCUUACAGAAAAUGUUGCUCCUGCAGGAUCAGGAUCCACACCAGCACAGAUGAACACAGUAAUCUGUAGGAAACACAGCCUCUAAAACCAGCUUUAUAAACUUUAAUUGUUCAAUAAUUUUGUUUGUCUCUUCUUAGUAAUUUAUCUGAAGGCUGCGUUGUAAUUGUAGAGUUAUUCAGUCAGAGAAAAAAUGCCUUUUUAUGACAAUUUUUAUUGAACAGAGUAAUGUGAAAACAUAAAGAUAACCUGCUGUGAUCAAACGCAGCUCAAAAAUAUCAAUCAGCUGGUUUCUCACCCUACAUACAUUAUAUUGAUCAGAAAUGAUACCAAAAAAACAUAAUGAGGAAACAUGGCCACACCAAAAAACAGUAUCUAUAUAUAUAUAUGACCCUAACAGAAAAACUAAGAUGAAAAUUAUAAAUGAAGUGAAAUUAAACUCAAUUUGGAGCAUAAUAUUAUUCCCAAUUCUAACACAUGUACAGAGAAGUUUGGGUAGAAUACAGACACCUUUUUGUGUUACCACCACUUAGCAAAAUAUUACAAGAAGUAGUAAUCCCUGAGUUAUAAACUGUCAUUGUGUAAAAUAAACUGUAUAAUUAUGGAUGCUCAA
Molecule: messenger RNA, 2337 nt
Organism: Labrus bergylta (ballan wrasse)
Lineage: Eukaryota; Metazoa; Chordata; Actinopteri; Labriformes; Labridae
Source: RefSeq, a predicted model, not a curated record